Zasmidium cellare ATCC 36951 is the source of this 1692-nucleotide messenger RNA. RefSeq lists its product as uncharacterized. The coding region runs from base 1 to 1692 and encodes 563 amino acids. Gene Ontology annotation, cellular component: plasma membrane. The transcript has 3 exons. Lineage: Eukaryota; Fungi; Ascomycota; Dothideomycetes; Mycosphaerellales; Mycosphaerellaceae. Gene Ontology annotation, biological process: transmembrane transport; nucleobase transport. The record is from RefSeq and is a predicted model, not a curated record. Gene Ontology annotation, molecular function: nucleobase transmembrane transporter activity.
AUGUUCGCGAGGCUUGGCGACUUGAUACGAGUAAAGGAAACGCAGGAGGAUCGGGAGGAGGGCAAGACUUAUGGACGAUGGUCGAACGUAGACCUCGAACCGACUCCGCCAGAACAACGCAAAUGGAACGCCUGGUACUUCUUUGCGUUCCAAUUCAGCAUCGCCUUCUCGCCGACGACGUAUAACAUCGGAUCGACGCUCUAUUCCAUCGGCCUUACCUGGUGGACCAUCGUCAUCGCAGCCUUCGUGGGGACCUUUCUAUGCUGCCUCGUUCUGAUCUUCAACUCGAGAGGACCAGUGCUCUACCACGUCGGCUUCCCCGUCUACGCAAGAAUCUCUGCUGGUAUCUAUGGCUCGCUAUGGUUCAUCUUCAUCCGCGCCGUCGUCGCUAUCUUCUAUAUGGGCACGCAGACCUACUACGCCUCACGCCUGCUGGAUGUGUCGUUGAGAUGCAUCUUUGGACACAAUUGGACCGACAUACCCAAUGGGCUCCCCGAGUCGGCGGGUAUUACAACCUCGCAAAUGGUGGCCUUCUUCCUUACCUGGGCGUUUCAACUCCCUUUCGCGUGGCUGCAUCCUAGCAAGUCUGGACCUCUAUACGUCGUCAAGUCGAUCCUUUCGCCCAUCGCUUACAUCUCGACCAUGAUCUGGGCUCUGGUCAAGUUUGGUGGUGUCGAUUUGAGCUUGGGAAAACACACAAUCACGGGCAGCGCAUUGGGCUGGGGCUUCAUGCGAGCGAUCAACACCGUCGUCUCCGGAGUCGUCCCUCCAAUGGUCAACAUUGCGGAUCUCGCACGAUACGGCAACCGCCCUGUACGCGACAUCGCCCCUUUGACGAUUGGACUCUUCAUCAGCAAGCCGGCUGUCAUUCUUCUCGGCCUCUUCACCACCGCAGCUGGGCUCAAGCACUUCGGCGUCGCGAAUUGGAAUCUCUGGGACUUCUACGGCUUGGUGCUGGACGAGUUCUGGGGCCCAGGCGCUCGCACGUUGGUCUUCCUGGGAAGCUUCAUCCAGGCGUUUGCGACGAUUGUCACGAAUGUGUCGUCGAAUGCUAUUCCGGUUGGGUGUGAUUUGUCUGGGUUGUUUCCGAAGUACUUCACGAUCGUUCGGGGCAUGAUCUUGUGCCAUCUGCUCGUAUGGCCAGUCGUGCCGUGGCUUCUCGUCAACUCCGCCCAGAACUUCCUGACGUUCCUGGGCUCGUACAUCUGCUUUAUCACACCUAUCGUAGGUGUCAUGAUGGUCGACUACUGGUUCAGCCGAAAAGGCAACAUCCACGUCCCAUCUCUCUACCGACCCGAGCCCGGCUCGCCAUACUACUACAUCAAAGGCUUCAAUCCCCGAGCGUAUGCCUCCUGGGUCAUCGGCGUCGUCCUCGUAAUUUCAGGAAUCUCAGGCGCCAUCAACCCCGGCUCAAUCUCGCAAACUGCCGUGAACAUCUACAACUGUGGAUUCGUCUUGUCGCUCAGCGCUGCAGCUAUCUCUUACUAUAUCAUUUGCAAGAUCUGGCCGGUGCAGGUGUAUCCGACUGGACGACAUGAGCAUGAGAGUAAGGAUUGGGAGACGAUGGUUCCAACGGAGGGGUUCUUUACGGAUGAUGAUCCUCAGCCGGAGUAUAUUAGGAAUCGCAUGCUCUAUGGAGAGGAGCCGAUGGCGGAGAUUGUGAAGGAGGCGGAAGGGAAACAGGAUAAGUAG